Molecule: messenger RNA, 1443 nt
Organism: Aureococcus anophagefferens
Lineage: Eukaryota; Pelagophyceae; Pelagomonadales; Pelagomonadaceae
Exons: 2
Coding region: 1-1443 (480 amino acids)
Molecular function (GO): glycosyltransferase activity
Source: RefSeq, a predicted model, not a curated record
AUGCGUCGUAGCGUCGGGCUGCUCGCCGUCGCCGCCUCGGUGGCCGCGGCGCCGCGGCCGUCGCCGAACAGCAGCGGCCCCUACUUCGUCCGGCGCUGGACCUGGCCGGCGGCGCAACGCGGCCGCGGCGCCUUCCUGUCGGCGUCCGACUUCGUCGUCAACGGGACCGUCGACGGCUGCGACGCGACGAGCGUCGUCUGCGCGGCGACGCCGAAGAACGCGCCCGCGCGGCUCAGCGGCACGCACUGGCAGCACGCCCAGCAGGUGCUGCUGCCCUGCUGGAGCCUCUUCUCGUGGCACCCAAAGAAGGCGCGCUACGUGCUGUUGACGGGCGGCGUGGGCCUCACGGCGUCCCACCCCUGGACGGCCUUCGUCCUGGACGCCAUGGGCGCGACGGUCGUCGCCGACCGGUCCGGCGUCGCCGGAGACUGCCCCCUCGAGGGCCGGCUCCGGCGGAAGACGGGCACGGGCGACGCCGGGUCCGAGAUCCUGUGGCUCGCGGACCCCGCGCACGCGGCGGCGCUCCAGGCCGCCGCGGGCCUGUCGCCGCCGCCCCCGGGCGCGGGCCUCCGCGUCGGCGUGCUGAACCGCAGGAGCCACCGCAGGUGGGACGCGGACGGCGCGUUCCUGAAUCGCACGCGCGCGGCGUUCCCGGACGCGACGGUCGCGGACGAGGCCUACUUCGAGGCCCUCGCCCCGGCGGCGCAGGCGGCCUGGGUCCACGCCGCGGACGUCGUCGUCUCGCCCCACGGCGCCCAGCUCUCGAACCUCGUCUUCGCGCGGCGCUGCACGGCCGUGCUCGAGCUCUUCCCCCGCCACUUCUACAUGCCCGGCUUCUACCUCGCCCUCGCGCUCCAGGCCGGCGCCGUACCCUUCGCGGGCUACGCGACGGACGACCCGGAGGGCGACCGGCCCGGCAACCGGAACCAGAAGGGCCGCUACUGGUUCAACCGCAAGUUCAAGUACCGCAAGACCGACGCGAACCCGGCCGUCGUGGCUAAGGCGCCGUUAUGGCGCGCCUUCGCGGCGUUCGUGCAGUCCGACGUUGGCAACUUCGCCUACUUCGUCGAGCGCGUGGACCCGUUCGACGUCCGCUUCACGCUGCCCGUCGUCAUGUGCGUGCACGUCAUCGAGGGCGGCUUCAUCGAAGCCUUCCAUCUUCCCUUCGACCAGGAGGCCUUCACAACGAUCUUUGGCCGCGCCGUCACGAACGAGGCCGUCGGCUUCUUCCGGGACCACUCGCCGCACGCGGACGGGAGACCUGGAAACCAGCUCAACCAGCUCUACCUCCUCAUCGCGGACCUCAUGGUCAACGGCUCCAAGGAGCAGCUGAAGUUCCUCAUGGGGGGCGCCCACAUCGGCUGCGGCGAGUGCGCACGCCUCGCCAUUGUCCACCUCGAGCGCGAGAAUCCCGUGAGCGAGGACCCGCGCCCUUUUUUUUGA